Messenger RNA from Menidia menidia (Atlantic silverside), 1343 nucleotides. The record is from the annotation of a GenBank genome assembly. Lineage: Eukaryota; Metazoa; Chordata; Actinopteri; Atheriniformes; Atherinopsidae.
AUGUCUACUAGUGUCGCUGGGAUUCAUCCUGUUCAAAAUUUUACCAUCGCUCGGUCAUUCAAUAUUCACGAGACCAUCGGGUACAGGGCCAUUGUGAAACCUCUGGACAUCCAGACGUCCAGCACCAACGGCAUCGUGGUACGGGCAGCGUUCAUCUGGCUCAUCUCCCUGAUCCUGGCCAUCCCCGAGGCCGUCUACUCCGACCUGCACACCUUCAGCAUCCCCUCCACCAAUGAGAGCUUCGUCACCUGCGCCCCUUAUCCGCACGCGGGAAAGCUGCACCCUCAGAUCCACUCCAUGGCCUCCUUCCUCAUUUUUUACGUGAUCCCCCUGCUGGUCAUUUCCAUGUACUACACCUUCAUCGCUCGCAGCCUCAUGAGGAGUGCCUCCAACCUCCCCGUGGAGGGCAACGUGCACGCACGACGACAGGCAAGUGCUCAAACUCCUGAAACUGAUUCUGAAACUGUAAAAAACACAGUUGAGUCACGAAAACGCUUGGCCAAGACGGUUCUGGUGUUUGUUGGCCUUUUUGCGGUAUGCUGGCUUCCAAGUCACAUCAUCUACUUGUACCGCUCCUACCAUUACUCCCAGGUGGACACCUCGCUGGCUCACUUCAUAUGCAGCGUGGUGGCUCGUAUCCUGGCCUUCACCAACUCCUGCAUCAACCCCUUUGCCCUGUACCUGUUGAGCAGCACCUUCAAGAAGCAGUUCAACCAGCAGCUGUGCUGCUGCUGCCGCCUGAUCCUGGCGCGCUCGCCGCAGAGCCCGGCGCACUACAACACGCGCGUGACCUCCAUCCACAGCACGCACCACUCCGUGGCCAGCCUGACCGUGACGAACGGCCGGCAGCUCUACCAGGAGGACGUGGUGUGAGCGUGCCUGUCGGAGAUAUCGCGUACAGCUUGUGUGUAGUCCUUUUUUAUUGUGUUUGCAAGUUUCCAUGUCGUGAUGAAGUCACACAGAGUAUCGAUAAUUCUGAAAAAUAAUACACGGCCAUUGUUGUGUGAUGCUCUUUGAGUUUAAAUGAGUCUAAUUUUGAAGUGGUGGUGAGAAAAAGACCUCAUAAAGAGAACAAAUAAUGAACUUGUUGUCAGCUGGGCUAUUUUCAAGUGUAAAAAAACCACCCUGCGGGCUGCUUUUCUGCUUCUUGAUGUUUUUGCUAGGCAUUUAAUGAUAGUUCGACCGACUUUAGAAAAAGAAUUACCUCCAUGGAUAAGUCGCAACUCAUCCAUGUAGGUAACAUCAAUGUGAGCUACAUCAUGCAUAAAAUGACCAACGGUUCGAGCAACCUAAAUGGCAAAUGACAGUGCUGGUGGGUGUCAUCGGAGUGGCCGUGCUCUAAA